CAUCUUUGUUGGGGGCAGCCGGGCCUAGCGGCCGAGAUGCCCAAGUCGUGCGCUGCCCGGCUGUGCUGUAACCGUUACGGAAACCGUAGGAAGCAGCUCACCUUCCACCGGUUCCCGUUCAGCCGCCCUGAGCUGCUAAAGGAAUGGGUGCUCAACAUCGGCCGGGCCAACUUCAAGCCCAAAAAGCACACGGUCAUCUGCUCCGAGCACUUCAGCCCGGAGUGCUUCAGCGCCUUUGGGAACCGCAAGAACCUGAAACACAACGCCGUGCCCACGGUGUUUGCCUUCCAGGACCCCACGCAGGCCUCUGUGUUGCAGCUGGUGAGGGAGAACACAGACCCUGGGGGCGAGAGCAGGGAGCCCAGCCUUCAGAAGGGAAAGGUCCCCCCUGAGGCCGGGUCCGCGGAGCACGGCGCCGGGAGGCACACGGGCACCGCGCUGGAGGAGCUGCAGCUGCCCCCGAACGCCGAGGGCCCCCGGAGCCCGGUCUGGCCGCAGAGACUGGACGCGCCGGAGGGCCCCGGCCGACCGGCCAGCCCCGCGGGGCUGAGGCCUCUCCCCCGGCAGCCCUCUGACCACAGCUACGCCCUCUUGGACCUAGAUGCCCUGAAAAACAAACUCUUCCUCACCCUGAAGGAAAACGAGAAGCUGCGGAGGCGCCUGAAGGCCCAGCGGCUGGUGAUGCGGCGCAUGCGCAGCCGGCUGCGUGCGCACAGGGCGCAGCGGCGGGGACCGCAGGCCGGAGCGCGGCCGGAGCCGCGGAGCUGAGCCCACGGGGCUCAGGCCAGGCCUGGCCGUUCCGUCUGCUGCUGCGAGGGCAGCGCCGCGACACGCCCGCAGGCUGCCUGCCGAGGAGCCCACGCACCGUCCCCGGGCCGCAGCUGUCGGGUAGGGGCGAGGACAGGGCCAAGGCUGGCUUCUGUACCGCCAUCCUCUGGCUCCCGCUGCUUGGGCGGUGGACCCAGGGCCCGGGUUUUACAGGUUCUCCCUGAGGGCCAGCGACGCACUGCGCUCUGGACUCCCCAUGGCCGGUCCCCUCGGGUGCUCGGGUGGGUGGCCAGCGUGGACGGCCGAGAGCUGGCCCCACUCCUUUUGUUUUUUAAGACCGAUCCAUUUAUUGACUUGACAGGCAGAGCAGCAGAGCGCACGUCCACGCACUGGUUCAUUCCCCAAAUGGUUCCAACGGCCUGGAAUUCCAUCCGGGUCUCCCAUGUGGGUGCUGCUGCUUUCCCAGCUGGGACUGCACCCAUAGGGACGCAGGCGGCGGCUUAACCUGCCGGGCCGCAGCGCCGGGCCCAGGCAGCCCAGUUCUGCAGGCGGCACGGUAAGGCGUCAGCCUGCGCUGUAGCUCCCCCCCGCCUGUCCCAUGGCUGCCGACGCGACACGGGCCUCGAGCCCUUUGACUGCUGUGCAAGGACGGAGACUGGAGUGAAUUAAAGAAAAAAACUGCAGUGCGAUCCAUUCUUAGCUUCUCGGGCAAGUGUCGGAGAGAGGCGAACUGCAGCCUCGGGGAGGCAGCCUGGCUUCAAGCGUGGCUUACGGCGCCCAGGGCCAGCCACGGGGCGAGCGGCCACCAGCAGGUGUGACUUACAGUGUCCAGGGCCAGCCACGGGGUGAGUGGCCACCAGCAGGCAUGGCUUAUGGCGCCCAGGGCCAGCCACGGGGCGAGCGGCCACCAGCUGGCGUGGCUCACGGUGUCCAGGGCCAGCCACGGGGUGAGUGGCCACCAGCAGGUGUGACUUACAGUGUCCAGGGCCAGCCACGGGGCGAGCGGCCACCAGCAGGUGUGACUUACAGUGUCCAGGGCCAGCCAUGGGGUGA
Molecule: messenger RNA, 1821 nt
Organism: Lepus europaeus (European hare)
Lineage: Eukaryota; Metazoa; Chordata; Mammalia; Lagomorpha; Leporidae
Gene: THAP3
Product: THAP domain containing 3
Exons: 5
Coding region: 37-768 (243 amino acids)
Source: RefSeq, a predicted model, not a curated record